Molecule: messenger RNA, 816 nt
Organism: Striga hermonthica
Lineage: Eukaryota; Viridiplantae; Streptophyta; Magnoliopsida; Lamiales; Orobanchaceae
Source: the annotation of a GenBank genome assembly
AUGGGCUCCUCCGACGGCGAUGGCCCGUCGCAAUCCCCCCAGCAGCACGUCGUCGUAAUGCGCCACGGCGACAGGCUGGACAACUUCGUCCCCCUCUGGGCGGCGUCGGCGCCGCGCCCCUGGGACCCGCCCCUAGUCGACGACGGCAAGGUCCGAGCGUUCGGCACCGGCGAGAGGUUCCGGAGGCAGCUGGGUUUCCCGAUCCACCGCGUCUUCGUCUCCCCCUUCCUGCGCUGCCUCCAGACCGCCGCCGAGGUCGUCACGGCCCUCUGCGCCGUCGCCAACAAUUCCGACGAUCCGAACGACGUGACCUCGAACGGCGUCGUUAUUGAUCCGUCCAAGGUGAAGGUCUCAAUCGAAUACGGGUUGUCUGAGAUGAUGAACUCCGUGGCUAUCCGAGAUUCCGUGUCUCCAAAAGAUGGGAUUUUUACCUUUUCCAUCUCCGAGUGCGAAGCUGUUUUACCGGCUGGAACAAUUGAUAAAACCGUUGAAAUGGUUUACAAGGAGCUUCCCCGAUGGCAGGAGACAGUAGAAGGUGCCAGGGCUAGAUAUCUUGAAGUCAUCAAGACUCUUGCUAACAAAUAUCCUUCAGAAAACUUGCUGCUAGUAACACAUGGGGAAGGAGUUGGAUCUGCUGUUUCCGGUUGCUUGCCAGAUUUUAUGGUAUGUGAGGCCGAUUAUUGUGCGUAUUCCGUCUUGCGUAGAUCCAUGGCUCUGGGUGAAAAUCAGUCGUUUACCGUCUUGGGGUCUCCUAAAGGUCUGUCUGGUAUUUCAUUGAUUAGAAUACCUGAAGAAGCUGCUCAAACCUCCGUUUAA